Messenger RNA from Acanthosepion pharaonis, 1656 nucleotides. NCBI's taxonomy places the organism in Eukaryota, Metazoa, Mollusca, Cephalopoda, Sepiida, Sepiidae. The record is from the annotation of a GenBank genome assembly.
AUGUCUUCUUUUUCUUUUUGCAAGGGAUUUGCUGGGGAACGGGGUAGACAGAGAUUGAGUUAUUCAUCCUUGCUCACUUUUGGUCCCCUGGCCAGGCGUUCAGCCGCUGGAGACUCGGCACGCUCGACAAAGGGCCAGGCGUUCAGCCGCUGGAGACUCGGCACGCUCGACAAAGGGCCAGGCGUUCAGCCGCUGGAGACUCGGCACGCUCGACAAAGGGGCCAGGCGCUCAGACGCUGGAGACUCGCACGCCGACAAAGGGCCAGGCGCUCAGACGCUGGAGACUCGCACGCCGACAAAGGGGCCAGGCGUUCAGACGCUGGAGACUCGGCACGCUCGACAAAGGGCCAGGCGUUCAGACGCUGGAGACUCGGCACGCUCGACAAAGGGCCAGGCGUUCAGACGCUGGAGACUCGGCACGCUCGACAAAGGGCCAGGCGUUCAGACGCUGGAGACUCGCACGCCGACAAAGGGGCCAGGCGUUCAGACGCUGGAGACUCGCACGCCGACAAAGGGCCAGGCGUUCAGACGCUGGAGACUCGGCACGCCGACAAAGGGGCCAGGCGUUUCAGACGCUGGAGACUCGGGCACGCCGACAAAGGGCCAGGCGUUCAGACGCUGGAGACUCGCACGCCGACAAAGGGGCCAGGCGUUCAGACGCUGGAGACUCGGCACGCCGACAAAGGGGCCAGGCGUUCAGCCGCUGGAGACUCGCACGCCGACAAAAGGGCCAGGCGCUCAGACGCUGGAGACUCGCACGCCGACAAAGGGGCCACGCGUUCAGACGCUGGAGACCUGCACGCCGGCAAAAGGGCCAGGCGCUCAGACGCUGGAGACUCGCACGCCGACAAAGGGCCAGGCGUUCAGACGCUGGAGACUCGCCACGCCGACAAAGGGCCAGGCGCUCAGCCGCUGGAGACUCGCACGCCGGCAAAGGGCCAGGCGCUCAGACGCGGAGACUCGCACGCCGACAAAGGGCCAGGCGCUCAGCCGCUGGAGACUCGCCACGCCGACAAAGGGCCAGGCGCUCAGACGCCGGAGACUCGCCACGCCGGGACAAAGGGCCAGGCGCUCAGCCGGCCGGAGACCGCCACGCCGGUCAAAGGGCCACGCGCUCAGCCGCGGAGACUCGCCACGCCGAAAAGACCACGCGCUUCAGACGCCGGAGACUCGCCACGCCGACAAAAGGCCACGCGCUCAGACGCCGGAGACUCGCACGCCGACAAAGGGCCACGCGUUCAGACGCCGGAGACCGCACGCCGACAAAGGGCCACGCGUUCAGCCGCCGGAGACUCGGCACGCUCGACAAAGGGCCACGCGUUCAGACGCCGGAGACUCGGCACGCUCGACAAAGGGCCACGCGUUCAGACGCCGGAGACUCGGCACGCUCGACAAAGGGCCACGCGUUCAGCCGCCGGAAACCUCGCACGCCGACAAAGGGCCACGCGUCAGACAGCCGGAGACUCGCCACGCCGACAAAGCGACCACGCUGGAGCUCGUCAGACGCCGGAGACUCGGCACGCUCGACAAAGGGCCAGGCGUUCAGCCGUCGGAAACUUGGCACGCUCAACAAUGAGCUUGAUGUUCAGCCGUCGGAAACGUGGCACACUUGACAAAGGGCCAGACAUUCUGCUGUCGAAAACAUUAUAUACUUGA